UGCAGGGGGUGCCAGCCUCCCUUUGCGGAGUGCUCCGCUGCGGUGCGGACGAGCUCUGCUGCUCCUCCCUCCUCUUACCAUGGCGUUGCUCAGUAGUUGACGUUGGGUUUCCCCCCUUUCUACCUUCUUCUCUUUUUCCGGUCCCUUUCUUUCCCCCUGCCCCGGGUCCCGGCUCAGGCACGUUAGACGGCCGGUACCGGAGACACCGGGUCCCCAUUCCCUCUCCCCCGGCCCUCUGGAACAGGCGGUAGGAGUCUGGUCGGGAGACUGCUGAAGGCACCAUGAACAUCAUCAUCGGCAUCGGCGGGGUCACUAACGGAGGCAAGACCACCCUCACCCGCAAGCUGAGGCAGGCCCUGCCCAACUGCAGUGUGGUGCACCAGGAUGACUUCUUCAAGCCCCAAGAUGAAAUAGAAGUUGAAGAUGGGUUUAAGCAGUAUGAUGUGAUAAGUGCAUUGGAUAUGGAAGCUAUGAUGAAUACCAUCAAUGCUUGGAUAAAAAACCCAGUGAAGUUUGAACGUUCUCAUGGGAUCAACAACACGCUGGAUGCCCAGAUCUUACAAGAUAAGGAAGGAGCAGAUGAAACAAUCCACAUUCUUAUUGUUGAAGGCUUCCUACUUUACACCUACAGGCCACUGAUUGAUGUAUUCCACCAUCGAUACUUUCUUUCCAUUCCAUAUGAAGAAUGUAAGAGGAGAAGAAGUUCAAGGAAUUACACUGUACCAGACCCACCUGGAUUGUUUGAUGGCCACGUUUGGCCUAUGUAUGUAAAGCACAGGAAGAUAAUGGAAGAUCUGGGAGUUGAUGUGGUGCACUUGAAUGGAACAAAAUCAAAGGAAGAGCUGUUUAAUGAUGUGUAUGGACAGAUCCAGAAUAAGAUCGAAGAAUUACUUAAAAUGCAGAAAUUAAAGGCUACUGCUGAUUCUGGUGAGUGAAGAUGAUUCCAGUUUGCUCUGCACUGUCUGCCCAACCGCCACUAAAGUUCCAGCUUCUGUGAAGACUCAACUCUUAAAUUUGACUUUGUUCAUAUGGUCAUAAUUAAAAAGCACUUCCCCCUUGUCUGUCAUCUUAA
Molecule: messenger RNA, 1072 nt
Organism: Pogoniulus pusillus (Red-fronted tinkerbird)
Lineage: Eukaryota; Metazoa; Chordata; Aves; Piciformes; Lybiidae
Product: nicotinamide riboside kinase 2-like
Exons: 8
Coding region: 282-935 (217 amino acids)
Cellular component (GO): cytoplasm
Molecular function (GO): ribosylnicotinamide kinase activity
Source: RefSeq, a predicted model, not a curated record